AGGAGCUCUCCGCUGCAAACGUCAAUCUACACGCGAGGGUGGCUCUUUUUGGAAGCACGAUGCGAGAAUGUACAUUUGAAAUGAAAUAGAUCAUGGAAAAGAGAGGAAGUUUGCAUUGUUUGAGGGCGGAAUUAAGUUUUGGGACAAUUACGGGUGUAUUUUAAGUUCGGCUUUUAACGGCUGGGACUUGCGGAUCAUUCCGUUGAAGGUGACAGAGUUGUUGUUUUUAUGCCUGGUGCAUUUUUGAUUUGAUUUGAUUUUUUUUUUUUUGCAAGAAGCCCAUCAUGGACAACCUGACCACAGACAACAUGGCAGCGGGGAAUGACACGUCUUCGGCGCAGCACAAUCAAACCUUGGCUGUAUGGCGCGACUACGCGCUUGAGUACAAGGCAAUCAGUGUUUUUUUGGUGUCCCUCAUAUGCGGGGUGGGGAUGGUGGGCAACAUUAUGGUCAUCCUGGUGGUGCUGACCACCAAACACAUGCGAACUCCCACUAACUGUUACCUGGUGAGUCUGGCUGCAGCCGACCUGAUGGUGCUGAGUGCAGCCGGGCUGCCGAACAUCACCGACGCCCUGCACGGCCAGUGGGUGUACGGAUACGCAGGCUGCCUGGGCAUCACUUAUCUCCAAUAUCUGGGAAUAAACGCGUCCUCUUGUUCCAUCACAGCCUUCACGGUGGAGCGAUACAUCGCCAUCUGUCACCCCAUCAAGGCGCAGUUCCUUUGCACUUUAUCUCGGGCCAAGAAGAUCAUCGUGCUUGUCUGGGCGCUCACGUCCAUCUAUUGCAUCAUGUGGCUCUUUUUGUCAGACACCCAAACUUUGGUAUAUGAUAACGUGGUGCUCGUCAGCUGCGCCUACAAAGUAUCCCGGAGCCAAUACCUGCCCAUUUACUUCAUUGAUUUUGCAGUUUUUUACGUGCUGCCCCUUAUAUUGGCCACAGUUCUGUAUGGACUCAUCGCCAGGAUACUUUUCCUAAACCCGUUGCCCGGGGAGUCCAAAGACGGGGCCAGCAAGUGGAGGAGAGGAACGAGUAAAGUCGGAGGAAGGAUGAUCAAUGCGAGCUCCUCCAGGAGCACCACUGCAGCUUCCCGCAGACAGGUAACCAAAAUGCUGGCUGUGGUAGUAAUCCUAUUUGCCUUACUUUGGAUGCCCUACCGGACCUUAGUCGUCGUCAACUCCUUCCUGGACAAGGCCUAUCUAGACAACUGGUUCCUGCUCUUCUGCCGCCUCUGCAUCUACUUGAACAGCGCCAUCAACCCGGUCAUUUACAACGUCAUGUCUCAGAAGUUCCGUGCUGCCUUUAAAAAGCUGUGUCACUGUGGGCCUCAGCGCCUGGAGAAACCUGCAUCAUACAGCGUGGCGCUCACCUACAGCGUCAUCAAGGAUACGUCCAAUGGCGAAAGUCCUGACCAGAUGACGGCAGAAAUGGAAGAGCUAAACACACCAAGCGACCAGUUUGUACCCACUGGAAUCCUGCCAACUGAGAAGAUGCUGUUUGAGGAGCCUCCCCUUUUGGGCAAGGAUGCUCAAAUUUAGAAAAGGACACGUUGACAGUGAACACAGAGAACAAUUAAAUUCAUAUUUGAGAUGUUAUUGCAAAGGUGUCCGUUAUUUGAUUUAUAAUAACAAGAUGCACAAAUGCGUAAGGAUUAUUUUGAGGUUAUUUUGAUAACUUUAUCACGGAAAUGUUACUUUUCCAGCAGACACAAAAAUGUAAAUCAGCAUAACUGCUUGCAUUAUAUUCCCUGUUUAACUGGCUGACACACACUGAGUAAAUGACCCCCUAAACAGCACUACAGUGAAUCAACACUAUUCGCACGGGCUAGGGCCCGAGCCUUGCAGUGAAUAGGGAAAAAUCUUAUAGCUUAAUUGAUGAGCAUUCAAAAAGGUUUCUAAUUCCCUCGAGAGCCCACAAGAUUGAGGCAAAGCACUUUUUCUGGCCUGGCUAAAUGACGGUCCUCCUUGGCCCAAGAUGGCACCAAAGAAAUAAUUUUUUAUAUUAGACAUGGCUUUGGCCUGGUCACAAAAACAGCAAAUAGAUUAGUUUUUCAACAAAUAACAAAGGAUAUUUUGCCCCCCAAAAAAUGUGCAAAUAGGCAAAUUUCUAAAUACCAUACUGCAAAUACUGUAUGUGGGCGUUCACUGUAUAAGGAUGUUUAUUCAUGCAUUUUUUCACAAUUGACAUACUGUUCUGCAUUAUAUGGAAAUUUUAUACUGGAAAGAAAGAACUUGGUUGCACGCAUCCUUCAUUUACAUUCUCUCUGUCCUCUAAACUGUUUAAGCAAACAGUGUAAGAUAUCAGACUCCGCAAAAAAGGUAAAUGAAGUAUGGUCUGCCAUCAUAAAAUCAUUGUGUUGUUUGUAUAAAACAACACAAUGAUUUUCAACUGAUUCCCAGAUGGAUGCCAGUGAAUUCCAAUGAAUGCAAAUAUGUGACACAUAUUUUGUCUCACUCAAAACAAAGAAAAAGUUACCGAUAAAGAAUGUAAAAUGCACUGUUGUCAAACACAACUACUGUAGUGUACGAAGCACUUUUAAGAAAGGGUAACCCGUUCUCACAGAAAUCAUGUAGGAUAUCAUACUAAAACUACUUUAGUUCCUGGACAUAUGUUCUAUGUUACUUAAAACUAUGUAUUUAAAUCAACAGAAAAGUUCAUAUUACUAACCAAUCCUUCAUAAAUUAGGAUAACUUUUCCAAGGCAAAAUAACAAGGCAUGCUUGGUAAAGGACCAAAAUACAAUACACAAAUAUAAAAAAUACAAAACUGAGCCUAAUGACAUGUCAUUGUUGUUUUAUUUAUAGGGAUUUGACUCACGGAUUUGAAAUCCUCGAUUUUUCUUGCGUCCAUCCUGCAAAGGUCAGUGGCUAGUCAAUGAAAGUGAGAGAAAAUACAGUUUGUACCCCUUAUGUGGAGACAGAGCUGCUGUCACGGGUUGAGAUAACAGUUGCGGCAGUAUUUCACACACAUUGGUAAAGACUGCAGAGAGCAGCACUUUUCAGUGAUCUACGUGCUCAGCAAAACCUGCAAACCAAUGACUGUAUGUAUAAAUAGAGCUUGACAAAGUGCCACACUUACAGUAUGUAUAUAUAGCUCACUAUGCUAUUAUCAGAAGGUACAAAAGCAAUCAAGAGAGAAUGAAUACUGAGUGUUUUGAAAAGAAAGUGAUCUGUUUUGUUCUUAGUCCAUACUGUACAAAUGCUUAAAAUGUAUUUGUGCAGUGUAGUGUGAAAUUAAUUCAGUAUUUUGUUCUUCAAAUGUGAGCCACUUUGUGCAUUCUGAAAAAAAGAGCUUGUUUUGAUCCAUUCUAUUUGUGUGUCGUCAAUCAUUUCAAGCCAGUCAGUGGAAGAUGAUCACCUUGAAAGUAGAAUCGGUGGAAGACUCAAAAUACAUUGUUGUAUACUUUAGUAUAAAGUACUUCCCACUUCUGCAGUUUUAUUCAUGUCUAGCUCUGAUUUCAGUCAAAGUGUUUUGGAGAACUGCCAAAUUGCUGUUUUGGAGAUGUUUUGUGAUGCACAAUGCACAUUUUUCAGCAUGAGCCUAAUUUUUGUCAGUGGUCUAUAAACAUUUCAGUCUCAAAGUAGCUUUUUGCUUUUUGUGCUCUUGCUAUUUUAUUGAAUGUCUUUAAUGUUCAUUGUAUUGUUGUAAUAUAUAAUAAAUAGAGACAAUGACACUCA
Phyllopteryx taeniolatus (common seadragon) is the source of this 3673-nucleotide messenger RNA. RefSeq names its product thyrotropin-releasing hormone receptor-like. Gene Ontology annotation, cellular component: membrane. The coding region runs from base 285 to 1535 and encodes 416 amino acids. The record is from RefSeq and is a predicted model, not a curated record. Gene Ontology annotation, molecular function: thyrotropin-releasing hormone receptor activity. Gene Ontology annotation, biological process: phospholipase C-activating G protein-coupled receptor signaling pathway. The transcript is spliced from 2 exons. Lineage: Eukaryota; Metazoa; Chordata; Actinopteri; Syngnathiformes; Syngnathidae.